Messenger RNA from Fonsecaea multimorphosa CBS 102226, 1362 nucleotides. RefSeq lists its product as uncharacterized. Gene Ontology annotation, molecular function: ammonium channel activity. The transcript has 4 exons. Gene Ontology annotation, cellular component: plasma membrane. The record is from RefSeq and is a predicted model, not a curated record. NCBI's taxonomy places the organism in Eukaryota, Fungi, Ascomycota, Eurotiomycetes, Chaetothyriales, Herpotrichiellaceae. Bases 1 to 1362 code for a protein of 453 amino acids. Gene Ontology annotation, biological process: ammonium transmembrane transport.
AUGAUCUCAGACGUGCAGAAGGCCUGGGAGGCCUGUGACCGGACAGACACGGUUUUCAUCCUUGUUUGUACCGUCUUCUGCUGGCCCAUCAUUCCUGCCGUCGGACUCGGCUACAGCGGGUAUUCCACACGGCGAAGCGGCCUUGCUUCGUUCAUCCCAGCAGUGUUGACCGUCUGCGUCUGCUCAAUCCAAUGGUUCAUUGUUGGGUAUGCUCUUGCUUAUGGAGACGGUCCCGGCGGAGUCAUUGGCGACCUCAAGUUUGCCUUUCAUCGAGGCGUGCUUGCUGAACCUGUCGGGAGCAUUCCAGCCGUCCUGUUCAGCGAGUUUCAGCUCGUGUUUCUGGCCACCGUCUGUGCCAUCGCGGUUGGAGGAGCUUGUGAGCGUGGCCGCAUUCUUCCGUUGAUUCCAUUCAUCUUUCUUUGGUCCACUUUCAUUUACUGCCCUCUCGCUCACAUGGUCUGGGGUGGAGGCUUCCUCGGCGAGCUCGGUGUGCUUGACUUUGCUGGUGGAACUCCCGUACACAUCUGCAGUGGCGCAACGGCCAGCGCACUCAGCCUCUACCUCUCCUAUCCCGUCUUCCGCUCCCGGAAAUCAGAUGUCCGAACGCCUUCCCAUCUCAAAUUGCAUCGGCCGCACAACUCCAUGUGCCAGUUACUGGCAAUGAUCAUCAUCUGGGGUUCCUGGCUGGCUUUCGACGCCGGUACAACCCUCACCCUCAGCUUUCAGUCCGUCAUGGCGCUCUGCGUGACCAACCUGUGUGCUUCCGCCGGUGCCUUGACCUGGGCAUCAAUCACCUAUUUCGAGACCGGUCGAUGGUCGCUGGACUCGAUAUUCAUGGGCGCGAUAGCCGGGCUGGUCAUGAUCACCCCGGCAGCGGGCUUCAUCGACCUUCCCACUUCGCUCUUCUUCGGCAUCUUUGGAGCCGUCGUUUGCCGGCAGGCCUUGCGAAUCAAGUUUACAGACUUCGCCCGGAAAUGGCGCUGGGUCGACAACGGGGAUACCUUUGCCACCCACUGCGUCGGCGGCUUUCUCGGUACCAUCGGCACCGGACUCUUUGCCCAGAAGGCCGUGGCAGCUUACGGAGGCGUGGAAGUGGACGGCGGUGUAUUUUUCGACGGCAACGUUCGUCAACUAGGCGUCCAAAUCGUCGAAGCUCUGAUCGGCUUCACUUGGUCGUUCGUGGGGUCGUUUGUGAUCAUUGCCCUGAUUGACUGCGUCCCGGGCCUCGAGGUGCUCGCAGAAGACAAGGAAGUCAAUGUGGGCAUGGACGCUUCUCAGAUGGAUGAGAGCUUGUACGAGGCACAGUGGGCUGGAGAAGAGGACUAUAAGCCUCUAGCCAAUGGUAAUAUCGUCCUGGACUAG